Messenger RNA from Marmota monax (woodchuck), 2617 nucleotides. It is a transcript of the gene Krt84, whose product is annotated as keratin 84. Gene Ontology annotation, cellular component: keratin filament. Gene Ontology annotation, biological process: intermediate filament organization; keratinization. The coding region runs from base 54 to 1865 and encodes 603 amino acids. The record is from RefSeq and is a predicted model, not a curated record. Lineage: Eukaryota; Metazoa; Chordata; Mammalia; Rodentia; Sciuridae. The transcript has 9 exons. Gene Ontology annotation, molecular function: structural constituent of skin epidermis.
CUCCAGCUCUCCCCACUCUGCAAUCAUCCUUGGCUCUCACCCAGGAAGCCACCAUGUCUUGUCGCUCCUACAGAGUCAGCUCUGGAUGCAGGAUGGGCAACUUCAGCUCUUGCUCAGCCGUGACCCCCCAGACCCUGAGCCACUUUCAGGCCAGCUCUGUCUCCUGCAAGAGUGGGCCUGGUCUCCGGGGCCUUGGUGCCUUUGGUAGUCGGAGUGUCAUCAACUUUGGAUCCCAUGCACCCCGGAUGGCAGCUGUAGGCCCUCAUCCCACCCGUUGUGGAGUUGGCUUUGGUCCUGGCAGUAGGAUGGCCUUCGGCUUUGGUGACAGGAGUGGUGUCAGUCUGGGAUUUAGGGCCUGCAGUGGUGUUGGUCUGGGCUUUGGAGGCGGCAGUGGCUUUGGCCAUGGUUUCAGCAGCCCUGGCUUUGGCUACAGAGUUGGAGGAAUUGGAGGACCAGCAGCCCCAUCUAUCACAGCGGUGACUGUUAACCAAAGCCUGCUGACACCCCUCAACCUGGAGAUUGACCCCAAUGCCCAGAGGGUGAAGAAGGAUGAGAAGGAGCAAAUCAAGACCCUCAACAACAAGUUCGCCUCCUUCAUUGACAAGGUACGGUUCCUAGAGCAACAGAACAAGCUCUUAGAAACCAAGUGGAGCUUCCUCCAAGAGCAGAAAUGUGCCAGGAGCAACCUAGAACCUCUCUUUGAGAACUACAUCACCAACUUGCGGAGGCAGCUGGAGACACUGGUCAAUGACCAGGCCCAGCUGCAGGCUGAGAGGAACCACUUGCAGGAUGUCCUCGAGGGCUUCAAGAAGAAGUAUGAGGAGGAGGUGGGAUUCCGAGCCAAUGCUGAGAAUGAGUUUGUGACUCUGAAGAAGGAUGUGGACACAGCUUUCUUGAAUAAAUCUGAUCUAGAAGCCAACGUGGAUGCCCUAACUCAGGAAAUUGACUUCCUUAAAACCCUGUACAUGGAGGAAAUCCAGUUGCUGCAGUCGCACAUCUCAGAGACAUCAGUCAUCGUGAAGAUGGACAACAGCAGGGACCUGAACCUUGACGGGAUCAUCGCCGAAGUCAAGGCUCAGUAUGAGGAGGUGGCCAGGCGCAGCCGUGCUGAUGCUGAGGCCUGGUACCAGACCAAGUAUGAGGAGAUGCGAGUGACAGCUGGCCAACACUGUGACAACCUACGCCACACACGGGAUGAGAUCAAUGAACUGACCCGGCUGAUCCACAGGUUGAAGGCAGAGAUCGAGCAUGCCAAGGCUCAGCGAGUCAAGCUGGAGGAAGCAGUGGCAGAGGCAGAGCAGCAGGGCGAGGCGGCCCUCAAUGACGCCAAAUGCAAGCUGGCGGACCUGGAGGGCGCCCUGCAGCAGGCCAAGCAGGACAUGGCACGGCAGCUGCGGGAGUACCAGGAGCUCAUGAAUGCCAAGCUGGGCCUGGACAUCGAGAUCGCCACCUACAGGAGGCUGCUAGAGGGCGAGGAAGUCCGCAUCUGUGAAGGCGUUGGCCCAGUUAACAUAUCUGUGAGCAGCACCCGGGGUGGCGUGGUGUGUGGGCCUGAGCACCUGGUCGCUGGCUCCACCCUGUCCCGCAGCGGAGUCACCUUCUCUGGCGGCAGCAGCAUCCGCACCACAGGAGGGGUCCUGACUUCCUGCAGCUCCAGCCUGGGUGGGGCAUGGGGCAGCCACGGGGACCUGCUGAGCGCGGGCACCAAGGGGGGCUCAGUGCUUGUGGGUGAGGCCUGCGCCCCCAGCGUCCCGUGCCCGCUGCCCACUGAGGGUAGCUUCAGCAGCUGCAGUGGUGGCCGCAGUACCCGCAGCUCCAGAGUCCGCUUCUCGUCCACCACCACCUCUGGCAGGACCAAGUACUAAGCCAACCCCCAGGCCCCAGCUUCUGUCCAGAGGAGAACCAACUCAACGUCCCCUGCUUGUGCCCCUGAGAAGUCUCCAGCCACCCCUCCUGCCCAGUCACCAACAGCAGCUGUGCCUUGUCAGACAUCCCCUAAAGGAUCUUGCCACAGUAUAGAUAUCCUGCCCACAGCCUCAGCCCCACUGGCUUCUCUCUGAUUCCCAAUUUCCUUCCUUGGGAUCACUCCUCACGGUCCAUUUCCCAGGGAAAUGCAGGUAGAGCCCAAUUCCAGACGCAGUGUACCUGGGGAGAAAAGGACUGUUCAAGCCAAAAGCAGGUGUUUGGGCUCCAGGGCCACCUGCGGCUUUGGUAGAGCUGGAGCACAGUGUGGACUGCACAGUGCAGGUGUCCCCAACUCUUGCUUCCUGCUUCUUGCCUUCCCUGCCCGGGGACACUUCUCUCCUUCUCUUCCUGGCCCAGAAAUACCCACAGUUUUUGGUGGCUCAGGGACCCCUACGGCACCCACAGUGGUUCUUCCAGUGGCUUAUGUCCUAGUGUUCCUCUUCCUGGGGUAUUGGUGAGGUGGUGGCUGCGGCUGGAGAGGUGGUCUCUGUAGCACUCCAUUGCCCCUGUCCUUUGGUGGUGUGAGGCCCAGCCCUGGCCACAGCAGGGUUAUGUCUACGAGCUCCAGAGAGACGUGGGGGUGGGGGUGCCACCUGUUUGUUCUGCUCUUUAUGUUUCUGGGUUUUCAAUAAACUUGCCAAGCUCACUCUAA